This is a messenger RNA of Girardinichthys multiradiatus, 3658 nucleotides long. RefSeq names its product carnitine O-palmitoyltransferase 1, liver isoform-like. The record is from RefSeq and is a predicted model, not a curated record. Bases 1 to 2472 code for a protein of 823 amino acids. The transcript is spliced from 19 exons. Gene Ontology annotation, biological process: carnitine metabolic process; fatty acid metabolic process. Lineage: Eukaryota; Metazoa; Chordata; Actinopteri; Cyprinodontiformes; Goodeidae. Gene Ontology annotation, molecular function: carnitine O-palmitoyltransferase activity. Gene Ontology annotation, cellular component: mitochondrion.
AUGGGAACGCUCACGUGUAAUGAGCCCGUGAAGGGAGGGGCGCAGACAAACGUUUUCUUCAUAUGUUUCCAACUGUCAGGAUCCACUGAAAAAGACCUCGCAGCAAUGGCGGAGGCUCAUCAGGCAGUAGCAUUCCAGUUCACAAUCACACCAGAGGGUAUUGAUCUGCAGCUGUCCUAUCAGGCCCUGAACCAGAUCUACCUGUCCGGAGUCCGAUCCUGGAAGAAGCGAGUCAGCCGCAUGAAGAACAGAGUGAUAAAGGGAGUCUAUCCUGCUAGCCUUUCCUCAUGGCUCUUUGUUGCCAUAGGGAUCCUGGCUACCAUGUAUAUGCAGUCAGAUCCCAGCAUGGGGCUCAUCGCAAAGAUACAGCAGCAUCUUCCAUUAAGUCUCCAUGUUUUACUCAGCAUUCAGGGUCAAACCAUGUUGUCAGCCCUGGUCUUCAGCACUCUGCUGUGGCUCUCCCUCAUCCUCGCCCUCCGCUUCUGCCUAAAGCUGCUGCUCUCCUAUCACCACUGGAUGUUCGAGCAGCAUGGGAGAGUUUCCAACACCACCAAAGUCUGGGUGACUCUGAUGAGGUUAUUUUCAAGAAAUAAGCCUUUGCUCUACAGCUACCAAACCUCCCUUCCUCACCUUCCUGUUCCUGCCAUACAGGACACACUGAACAGGUAUCUGGAGUCAGUGCACCCUCUGCUGUCGGAUUCAGAAUUUCAGCUGAAGACAAACUUGGCCAAAGGCUUUGAGUUGUCCCUGGGACACCGGCUCCAGCGCUACCUCAAACUUAAAGCUCUGUGGGCCACCAACUAUGUAAGCGACUGGUGGGAGGAAUAUGUCUACUUGAGAAGUCGAGGGCCGAUAAUGGUCAACAGCAAUUACUAUGGCAUGGACUUUCUGUAUGUGACGCCAACAUCAGUGCAGGCAGCCCGAGCAGGAAACACCAUCACUGCUCUCAUGCUCUACCGACGCAAAAUAAACCGAGAGGAGCUCACACCGAGUCGUGUUCCAGGUACUGUGAUCCCUCUGUGUGCAGCUCAGUGUGAAAGGAUGUUCAACACAAUUCGAACACCAGGAGUUGAGACUGAUGAGCUCAGGCACUGGCAGGACAGUGAGUUUGUGGCGAUAUACCAUAAGGGACGAUAUUUCCGAUUGUGGGUGUACCGGGCGGGUCGGCUGCUCUCUCCCAGAGAGAUCGAAUAUCAGAUCCAGAGAAUCCUGGACGACCCUUCACCACCGUUUCCUGGAGAGGAAAAACUGGGAGCUCUAACUGCAGGAGAACGGAUCCCCUGGGCUCAGAUGCGCCAGCAGUUCUUUAGCUCUGGUGUUAAUAAAAAGUCUCUUGAUGCCAUUGAGAAGGCGGCGUUCUUCAUAACGCUUGACGAUGAAGAGCAGGGAAUGAAAGGAGAUGACCCCGCAGGAAACCUGGAUCGCUAUGCUAAGUCUUUGCUCCAUGGCAAAUGUUACGACAGGUGGUUUGAUAAAUCUUUCUCCAUUGUGAUCUACAAAAAUGGGAAGAACGGCCUGAAUGCAGAGCACUCCUGGGCUGAUGCACCGACAGUGGCUCAUCUUUGGGAGUACACUCUCGCUACAGACGCCUUUCAGCUGGGUUACACUGAGGAUGGACACUGUAAGGGAGAAGUGGAGCUCUCGCUGCCUCCGCCUCAAAGGCUCGUGUGGGAAAUCUCUCCAGAGAUUCAGGCUCAGGUCUGCAGCUCUCUGGCUGUCGCCCAGGCUUUGGCAGAUGAUGUGGACUGCCAUGUCUUUCCCUUCAGGGAUUUUGGAAAAGGUUGCAUCAAGAAGUGCAAGAUCAGCCCCGAUGCCUUCAUACAGAUAAGCUUACAGCUGGCCUACUACCGGGACCGAGGUGGUUUCUGCCUGACAUACGAGGCAUCAAUGACUCGUCUGUUCAGGGAGGGUCGAACAGAAACCGUCAGAUCCUGCUCCAAAGAAAGCUGUGAUUUUGUCAAAGCUCUGGAAGGUGGAAAAACAGAGGAGGAGUGCAGGCGUCUUUUCCGACAGGCUUCAGAAAAGCAUCAGAACCUUUAUCGAAUGGCCAUGACUGGAGCUGGGAUAGAUAGACACCUUUUCUGCCUCUAUGUGGUUUCCAAAUACUUAGGAGUAAAUUCACCUUUUCUGCAUGAGGUUCUGUCUGAGCCUUGGCGCCUCUCCACCAGUCAGACCCCCGUUCAGCAGCUGGAGCUGUUUGACCUGAAGAACCACCCGGAUUACAUAUCACUUGGUGGAGGAUUUGGACCUGUUGCAGAUGACGGUUAUGGGGUUUCAUACAUCAUUGUUGGAGAGGACCUUAUAAACUUCCAUGUGUCAUCAAAGCACUCCUGCAGUGAGACUGACUCCCACAAGUUUGGAGCUCAGAUACAAAAAGCUCUUCAAGACAUAAUGGCCCUGCUAUCGAAUGAUGCAAAAACCUCGCCUUCCUCCAAAGUCACCAACCAGCCGCAGUUCAAGAAGCUCCGCUGAGUACAGCUGGACAGAAUACACAGAUAUAAGCCUUUAGAACCAGCCAGCCUGUGAUAGGAGAGGAUCAGUUAAUAUUAGGCCAGGUAUGACAUUCCUAUUAUAAAGAAAUAAUUCCACAGAUAUUAGGUUUUACAAGGUCUUAUUUUAGACUAAAUAUUCAAAGUUGUGGCAAAUAUGUAUUUCAGCUUGGAAUAAUAUUUUUAAUCAUAAUAUGUAAGGGGUUAUGUUUUUUUUUGUAAAGCACUGAAAGAACAAACAACAGUGAGCCAGCAGACUGUAAGCACAUGUCCAUAAGACCUACUACAUACAGAGUUGUUAGACUAAUACUGCUAAGUAAUAGCAAAAGUUCUCUGUUUCCUUUAAAUCUAACAAGCUAAUGUUAGCUCUUGGAUUAGCCAUGCUAACUGCUCAAGAGUCUUGCAAUUUCUGUUUUUAACUCUGAUGCAGCUGAAGCCACAGGAUGAUGUGAUGACUUUCAUUAGAUCUUAGAUGUGGCCCAUCUCUGAUCCAGAGUCAGAGGAACAAAGAUUAGUUUCUUCAGGGAACAAUCAAAGUGAGAAAGCAGCCACAAGCACUAUUCUUACUUCUUCAGAGGAUGAAUUUAAUCAGGGAAAAAUAUACUCACCUUCCAGCUUUUUAGAUAUGCCUUGCUUGUUCAUACUUAGACCCUUCUACUUUCCAAAGUGUUUUAAAUCUUCACAGCACAGAUUCAACAUCUCAAAAAUAUUUUUGCUGACAUUUUGGUCCAUAUUUGACGUGAUAACAUUACAUAGUGACCGCAAAGUUUUCAGCUGCACAUCUGAAAUAUUAAUCUCACAAACCACCACAUCCCAUAGGUGCAUUGUCAGCGACAAUAGGUAGGCUGUGGUGUUUAAACCAAAAGUGUAGCAAGAAAUGAUCCCCCACACCAUUAUACCACCGCCACCACGGGCCGGAACCUUCGUUGUUUAGCCCAUAUGCUGACCCAGUCAUCUUAAUGUUUUAACUUAAACGUCAGGCACUAGGCUGGACAAUGACCAAUUUUUAUCUUGACACAAUACAGAGCCAGUAGGGUAAAUGAGGUAAAAUCUCCAAAGCUCACUGCGAGACGGGCAUCUUAGUGUCACCUAGUUUUACCAGGUUUGGUUAGAUGAGACUAAGAGUGAGACUUUCAGCAACACACACUGCUGGAGGGGUUGACUUAAAA